Messenger RNA from Labrus mixtus (cuckoo wrasse), 5447 nucleotides. RefSeq lists its product as uncharacterized. Gene Ontology annotation, molecular function: mRNA 3'-UTR binding. Gene Ontology annotation, cellular component: cytoplasmic stress granule; cytosol. Gene Ontology annotation, biological process: positive regulation of translation. NCBI's taxonomy places the organism in Eukaryota, Metazoa, Chordata, Actinopteri, Labriformes, Labridae. Bases 209 to 4330 code for a protein of 1373 amino acids. The record is from RefSeq and is a predicted model, not a curated record. The transcript has 15 exons.
UCAACAACGGCAUUUUGAGGAUGAGGAAGUGUGUGUUGUUGCCACAACACUGGGUCAAGGUUUCGAAACGAGGACCCGGAGCUUCUACAGCAUUUGUUCUAUUGACGCCGAUGACCUUGACCACGAGCACGUCCACAGCCAAAAACAAACAGCUGGAGCAACACCCUCACCGCACACAGCCGAAGAAGAAACAGCUGCUCUGCCCUGCAUGUCUGAGUCCUCAUUCCCCAGCCAAUCACACAGAGAUCAGACCGCAGACUGUGAGUGGAAAACAACUCGCCGGUCACAUGAUGACGAAGCGACUUCAGCCCAAUCAGGUUCUGCAGAUCAAUCGUCUACCGUCCCGCCACGGACGCACUCGGACAACUCACUCCCAGCACAGCAGACCGUCUCGCCUCGUCCGGUUGAACCCUCCACCAAUCACAUAAACAUGGAGGAGUCUCAGGAGUCCAAAGCACAAGGCUCCCAGCUUGAAGACAUGAACUGUCAGACAGCUGCUGAAGACACAGAUGAGUCCAAGGAGGACAUGUUGAUGACAUCACCCACUGAUAAAAAGGCAUCUGUUGAGGGAUCAGAGGUUAAAGUAUUAACAGAGGACAGUGUGCGUGUAUUGGAAGAGAGUGUGUGCUCGGGGAAUUACAUGGCAGCACAGGGAGACUUCAGUGCCACAGAGGGAAUAUUGGACAAAUUCCAGGGGGAGAAGUUGGAUCAGAGUGGGGAUUCUGGCUUCAAUCCUCUGCAGGAGUCUGAGCUGUUAAAAGAGCAUCAGACACAAAGCUCACAAUCAGCAACUGCCACUCGUCACCUGAAUCCUUCUAGUCACAGCCCCAGUCCUUUAAAGCUUGACUUCAAGCCGCUGCUUAAAGAGGAAGCUUCUCUGCCUCUGUCUGAGAUUGAGAUGGUUAAAUCGUCCCUGCAAAGUGAGGCCAUCCCUGUCACUUUCUGCCACAGCGAGGAUGUCCGUGACAGCAGCGCAACAGACACGACUUUAACAGAGGUGUCCUCAAUGUCAACCAUCUCUGCUGUAUCAUCAUUGCCCAUCGAGCUGACCGCCUUCUCCUGCCACACUACUCUGACUCCUCACUCAGAAGUAAAAAACACAUGUCAGCCCUGUGACGCCAUCACAUCUGACAAGUUAGAUUUCAAUUCAAAUUGUCCAACAUUGGAACUGAUGAGCACAAGGGCUCCUAGUCAGCAUGAUGACAAACAGCCCAACAUGAAACCAGAAGAUUCUGUAUUUCUUCCGAAGCAUGGCUCCGAUGAUCCUUUUCAGGACUCCCUCAUGAGCGGAGAUGACAGACAGGCAGUCAAAAAUCUGGAAAUAUGUCAAGAUAGCAAACAUGAUGUGAUAGGUGAUGUGAAAGUUGUUUUACCUGCAACGACUGGAAGCGCCUUUCAUCUUGAAACAAGGGAUGAACAUUGUGACAUGCUGUCAGAGCCCUGUAACGACUUCAUAUCUGUAAAUACAAACUUCCCUGUUCACAACCUCGAGGGCCUUGAGAGCAGAAUUGAGGAUUCAAGUCUCUCUCAGCCUCCUGCUACUGAAAGUGAGCUAUCUGUUUCUACUUCUUCUACUCCUCCUCCCCCUUAUUUGUCUCUGUGCACAUCAUCUGAGGAAUUUAAGCAAAGUGUUUUACCCGAAACUGAAGCUAAAAUCAUUCAGAGUGGAUGCAGACAAAUCCAAGUGCAGUUAAAUGCACCAGAGGAAAAAUGUAUGCAUGUACCGGUAUGUGAAGAAGGAGACACGACAGCUGCACUGGAGUCACAGACUUACCCGCCCCUUUCUGUGCCAAUCAAACAUGACUCUGCAGUUUCAGUAGAACAGCAGCUACAUACUCUUCCAACAGCCUCUGAAAACACAGCAUUAUUAAGCGCCAGUGUUUUCUCUGACAGUGUAAAUCCUCAUGUGGAUAUCAGCCCACAGAAUGAUACUGCUGACUGUUUACCUCAACCUGGAGAAUUAUCAGAUGGAGUUCACUCAGAGGAGAUGAAUGAGGAGAAGAUGUCACUGGGGAAGCAUCCUGUCAUCAGUGAAACUCAAAAUAUUUCAGUUACUGAUGAGACAUCUUCCCUAAAAUGUGAGGUCCAGGACGAUAGCAGCAUGCAUGACCUAUAUGUGGUUCUUAAUGACCGUAGUUGUCCAGAUGACAACAAUUCAGUUUUAAACUGCAAGGAGGACAACACCCGGAUAAAUGUGGACCCAGGUCAGAUUGAUGCUUUUGCCUCAACUCCAUCAUAUGAGAUUCACUUCCUGCGUCAAGAGCACACAACUUCUGAGGAGGGCGAGAGAGAAGGAGGGAUGAGGGAGAUGGUGUCUGAGUUGCUGGGAGAGGAUGCUGAUGCAUCCAUCUGCCGCCUCUAUCCCCAGCCCUGGAUCAAACUGGGUCUGGAGGAGAGCUGCGGAGGCUGGGCUCAGGGCCCGUCUGAGGCUGAUCUGGGUCAGGGUGAGGGUGAGACUAAGACGGAGUCGGAGCAGAUCCCGACCUUGGUGUCAGAGCUCCAGCCCUCUAUGGCUCUGCUGGGAGCGUACCCCUACAGCACUGUGAUGCCUCAGGGACCCUGUGUGUGGGACUGGCACACAGACUGCACCCAGUCUACACCUGUUGCUGCCCCGAGCCUUAACCCUGACGCUGAGGUAUGGACCAAUCACAACUUUAGCCUUGACAUCUCUGGCCCCACCUACCUGCAGACCCAGCAGCCAUGGCUGCAACUUCCUGAUGAUCUGACCAAUCAGGAAGGAUACAUGCCAGAGUUCCAGAUGGAGAAUGUUCUCCUGGCUGAGGGGGUAGUCGAGGCAGAUCCUGGCACACUAGAGUACCAGACGCUGACUGCAGAAGCUCCUGCAGUUAACGGAGAGCUGGGUGGACCUACUGUCAAAGAUGAGAUCAGACAAGAGCUUCAGAGCGUACUGGAGUCCUGCCUAACCAGGGAGAACCUUGGAAACGACUUGUACCUCAAUUCGCAAAUGGAUAGUGACCAGUAUGUUUCCAUAGCAACUCUGGCCAGCCUUGAUAAGAUCAAGACUUUAAGCACGGACUUGGACCUCAUCUCCGAAAUUCUGAAAACGCUGCCGCUGGUCCAGGUGGCUCCGUGUGGACAGAAGGUCCGUCCCCGUCAGAGUAGAUGCGUCGUCAUCCUGCGAGAGAUUCCAAAAAGCACACCUCAGGAGGAGGUCGAGGCUCUCUUUGAAGGGGGCAACCUGCCAAAGUUCCUGAGCUGUGAGUUUGUGAGCAACGAUAACUGGUUCGUCACUUUUAAAUCAGAAACAGAGGCUCAACAGGUCUACAAGUACCUCAGAGAAGAGGUCCGGGUGUUUCAAGGAAAGCCGAUCAUGGUCAGGAUCAAAGCCAAAGCCAUGGCUGUAACUUCUUUCGCACCAAAAAACGGUUUCAGGCCUCCGCAGCUGGACCAGUGUGGCACCCAAUACAGCUCCUUCUUUCCCCAAAGCACCUUCCAGCAGCCGUGCCACACCCACAUGCCAGCACAACAGCUGUACGACUUCACCAACGAGGUGUGGCCUACCGGAUACCAAGAAGGAGCUGAGUCUUCGGCUCUGAUAAAUGACUUCAUGAAUGGAUUAUCAGCAUCUUCCAUCUUCAAACCUCACAACCCACACAGGCAGAGGAGAGGCUCUAGGUGGUCAGGUUCCGGAGAACGUUGGCAGUCGUCCAGUCAGAAUGGUUCUUCCAACCAGUCAGAACAAGCACCGGCAGAGCGCUCGUUUUCUCCGACAAAGCGUGGUCGAGGACGGUCGAGGGGCAACACACGCAAUCCGAGCAGAGGUGGAAGGUCGGAGCUCAACAAGCCGGGUGUGUCAUCUGCCUCUGACCAGGGAAGGAGAGGAAACUUCAGCCAGAGGAGAAGAGAGAACGCGAGGACAUGGGACAAAUCUGCUGGAAACGAGCGUAAUGCAUCAAAUCAGUCGCCUCCACGUAAACCUCCGUCUCCUCCUCUGGAGCUCGGGCUGUCCAGCUUCCCUCCUCUCAAUCCUGCAAACACUGCCAUAGCAACGGUCCCUGCAGCUAAUGACAGCGUCAAGAGUCCAGCCAAAAGCAGCAGUGUGUGUCCCUCAGUGCCAGCAGAGCCAGCAGAGCCCAGCCCACUCUCACAACAGAAUGUGAAGGAGCAUGCAGAGACGACCAGUGAGGCCAAACCAGCCCGGCCUACACAGGAAGCAGUCACAGACUCCAAGAAGCCGAGCUACGCAGAGAUCUGCCAGAGAUCAUCAACCAAUGAUCCGGUGCCGCCCAAUGACCUCCCAUCUUCACAGACAGAGCAUACCCUGACCUAUCCAGGCCAAGUGUCCGGGCCAGCUCUGUGUCCUCUGUGAUCUUAUUGGUCGAAGCGAGAAACUUUUUUGAACCAAUUUUGUCCUUUUGGCCUCAUAAGCUGAGAAUGUGUUGUUUUACUGUCCUAAUUACACAAAGCAGCUGCCUUUUACUGUAACAAAUAACCUGUGUGUACAGAGAGAUGUUAUAUAACACACAGUGUAGCAAGAGUUUAGGGGAUUAUUACAUUCAGCACCAAACUUAACCUUAAAAUCAAUUAAAUUUAGGUCUAGAUUUAGAAACGUAGCCCUUUAAAAGCACUGCUGACAUUCACUGAAGCGGGUAGUGGUGAAAGAGAUCCGACUAAUGCUACUGUGGGUACGAAGUCUCUGACCACUCAGGAUGUUAAAACCAAUGUUUCAGGUUUUAGAAAGGCAGCUGUAGAGAAUCAGAAACUGUUGAUUUGCUACUUUAUUUCAGUUUUAUUUCUUGGUUUGUAGUUCAGAUCAGUUUAGAGCCGGGUUCCAUUUUGAUUUAGUCUUGUUUUGCUGAGGGCACUGGCACUUCUUUUUCUGCCGUCUGUGUGCGUUUGAUGUUAUUACGCUGUACAGGAUGUUCAGCAAUGAUUUUUCCACACACACCUCUGGGUUAUUCUUCAGUUCACACUGCUGCUGAGGACACACGUGAUGCUUUUUCUCUAAAUAUUAAUUCUACUCAGCCAGUUUGUUUCAGUUUUCAGAAUUUGGUUUGAAACAGACAUUAACUUCCACUUGAAAAGCACUGAAUAUUAAUACUUUAUCCUUGCAUGAUUUUUUUAUUUCAUUUUAAGAAUUUAAUUUAUGCCAUAUUUUUUAUUUCAUUUGAAAAGGAGUGCUUUAGUGUGUUUCAGGUUUAGUCUCACCUGUGUUGGAAAGAAGUCCAGUUGAUGUGCUACAGCUUCCAAAUUGAUCAGGUGUAGCAGUUAUUAAUUGUCCAUCAAGGAGCACUGUUUCAGCACUAAGAAGUUAAACUCUAUUUGAUAACUUGAAUUCGAUUGUAAUUAGCCUAAAGCUCUUUUGUUAAACAUAAAAUUUUAAAUGUUGUCAUGGAGAAAGAGCUGGCAUGGUUGUGGCACAUGUUACUUUGUCUGUACAGAUGUACAUAUUAUUGAACAAUUAUUAAAGAAGUGCCUUUAAAGUU